AUGUCACGGGUAUGGCCACUUAUGAUAUUGAUUGUGGUGACGCUUGCUUCAUUUUUUGCAUAUUGUGCGAGCGGACACCAAAAAUAUCGACAUCAACUGCCAGCCCAACCUUUCUUUCCAAAUUACACCGAAAGUUGGGUGUACGAUUUUCAUAGUGGACAAGCAAUUGGGGAGACGCUAGAGAGUGAUCAAUGGACUACGAUUACACUUUAUUAUGCUCCCUGGGAUCGUUAUUCUCAAAUUAUGAGGGUCCCGUUUCAAAAAGUAGCCAAAGAAAUACGAACUUUACACCGAACGGUCCGUUUUGUCGCAAUAAACUGCUUCGCGGCGCAUGGAAAAUGCAAGCAAACCUAUCGUAUGUUCGCGUACCCAUUUAUCAUGGCGUAUGUCGGGAGAUCGAGCUCUGUUUAUAUGGGAGAGCCAGAAGCUGAUCAUUUAUAUCGAUGGGUUGACAGCUUACUACAUCCCGUACAACUUUUAACUACCCAAAAGGACAUUGAUAAAUUUGUACAAGAAAGCUAUUAUCCUAUUAUUGGAUAUUUUCCAUUGAUAAAAUCACCAAUCAACAUAAGGCUGCGAAGAUUUAUCGCCGUCGCCAACAGCAUCCACACCGGGCAGCCAGCCCGAUACGACUACCAGUUUGCCGUUAUUUCAAAUCAAAAUCUGGCCAGAGUCAAUCAGCUGUCGACCGGUUGGCCUUUGGUAGCACAGACAAAAUUCGAGGGGCCCGAUUGUUAUAGCGGAAAUUUCACCCGGAAAAAUAUUGAAGAGUGGGCUUUGCAACUUCCUGGGAGGGAUAAGACGAUUAGAAGAGUGGAAUUUAAUAAACUCUACGAGCUCAGCAAUCGAGAUUUUUCAACGCUACUCCGAAAGGGCCCUACGCUAAUUUUAUUUGCCGAGAAUAAGGCGCUGGGCGAGAAUUUGCUGCUUAAUUUAUUUAAACAGAUGGUUCACGAAUAUCACAACUGCGCAAUUGGACAGAGUACAAAUGUAAUUAUGCAUAUUAAAGCUAGUCAAGGGAAUGUUACUGGACGAUGUGGGGUGAUGUCACCAAAUAAAGCAUUGGCUUGUUGCGACUUUGAUGGACAACAAAUUGACUGGAAAAAGAUUUGUCCAGUUAUCUCAUCUUGUCAAACUGACGAGUGCUUGCAAAAUCUUUUGGAAGCAGCACCACCACUUCCGGAAACUUGUCUAAUUACCCACGCCUCGGAUUACGUCACAAUCUGGAAAGCCUGCUGCGCAAGAGCAACAUCAAUGGAGCUAGACUCAAAAUUGCCGGAUCGUCUCUACCUUGAUCGAGCGUCAAAUCUGGCUAUGAUAGAUGCGCAAACCUGCACAUCGAGGCGUCUGACAAAACAGGAACGAUAUAAGAUCCGACCCGAAACGCCGGACAUUGGCUACGAUUUAACGUUCCUCAGCGGAAGAGGGUGUCGGCAUGAGGAAGAGGAAAAAGACGAGCCGCUGCUGCAAUUUGCUAUACUGGACGCUAAACAAAAUGUGUUUUUUGCUAAGAAAUGGGGGAUUAAAGGUUCACCAGCGAUCGUCGGAGUCGAUUUGAAAGCGGAAAUGUUUGGGGCCGAAGAGAAUGUUAAUGGAACAUCCCUUCUAAAAUUCACACAAGAUUUCAUUGCUGAAAAUGUCAACGAUUAUUUCCUCGGUGAAGAGAAGCGGGGUAGUGGAUUUUCUCAUAAGAUCCCACUUCCGGAAAGAGAAGAAGCUAAACAAAGCAUGCCCGUGCUCUUAGAAAGACUGACAAAACAUACAUUCCACAUUGCUACGGAGUCCAACAUUGAUAGCGUUGUUUACUUUUCUGGCGGAAGCUGGCAUGGGCCGUCGGCUACGCAAAUGCAUUUGAUGCAUUCGGUGUCUAGAAUAUUUCUACCGGCUGCUGAAGGAAUGAUACGAUUCUAUACGAUCGAUGCUUCUCGGAACGAGCUGCCUUACAAUUACAAUUUCGAGGCAUAUCCGGCAAUAUUGAUUUUUAGUCCAAACAAGACCGAACUAUCCUGGAAAUAUCCAGCUGAAGCAAAACUCGACAUAGAAGACAUUACAGCUUUUAUCUUGUCAUAUUGUAGCGAUGAGCUGCGAGUAAAAAUGGCCUUUGAGCUGCUUGACCGUACAUAUACUCCUCGCGUACUUCGAAGACUGAAGCGCCACAUCCAUUGGCUGAGCUCCAGAAAUCGAUCGCUUCGUGAAUUUUCAUUACUUCGAACGGGUCCUCAACACGAGCUAUUCGUUUUCCACGAACGAGCAUUGAUUCAAAAAAACAUCCUCCGACUCCGUGCGGCCCGUGGCCUUCUCUCCAUCCUACGCAAUCGCGUCGACUUCUCAUCCCAAAAUCAAGAAAUGGGAAAAAUUGCCAAACUCCUGAGAGAACUUCUCAAUUCC
This is a messenger RNA of Mesorhabditis spiculigera, 2388 nucleotides long. The record is from the annotation of a GenBank genome assembly. NCBI's taxonomy places the organism in Eukaryota, Metazoa, Nematoda, Chromadorea, Rhabditida, Rhabditidae.